CGCCCGCGCCCGCAUUCGGCCGCGCAGGGUCUGCGCGCGCGGCGUCCUGCAGGGGGCGCCCUCGCGCCGGGCGCCGAGUGGGGAAAGCGAGUCAGGUCCCGCACGUCCCCGACCCGCCCCGUGACCAGGACGCCGCGCGCGGCCCUUCCGGGCGGCCGUGGUCAGCUUAUAAGGAGCGCGGCCGCCGGGAGGUCAUUGGCCGUCAGCAUCCUCCGCGCGCCCCGCCGCCCCGCCCGCAGAUUUGGCAUUCUACACCGCGGUCAUCAUGAGCUUUUUCCGAAUCCUGAUGAAAAAGAAGGAACUCAUUCCUUUGGCGCUGAUCAUGACGGUGGCAGCGAGCGGGGCGUCAUCCUUUGCUUUGUAUUCCCUGAACCAAAAGACCGAUGUGAUCAUUGAUCGAAAGAGAAAUCCAGAACCUUGGGAAGCUGUGGAUCCCACUGUGCCUAGAAAGCUUAUAACAAUCAACCAACAAUGGAAACCCAUUGAAGAGUUGCAGAAGGUCCGAAGGGCAACCCGAUGACCAGUCCUGCCUCCCUCUGCCAUAGAGUGCUCCGUGAAUCUAGCAGAAACACUUACGCACAAGUGAGAUUAUGAAUCCAGCGUGCAGACAUGCUUCUGCUACGUUUCUAGGGCUUGCCUACAUUUUUGGGCUCUGAAUAAGGAAUUAUAAAGUUGGUGCAGCAAUAACCACAGUCUAAAAAAAUAAAUUUCUUGUUGUAAAUUUGAA
Messenger RNA from Pipistrellus kuhlii (Kuhl's pipistrelle), 727 nucleotides. RefSeq names its product chromosome unknown C15orf48 homolog (gene COXFA4L3). The coding region runs from base 266 to 520 and encodes 84 amino acids. The transcript has 5 exons. Lineage: Eukaryota; Metazoa; Chordata; Mammalia; Chiroptera; Vespertilionidae. The record is from RefSeq and is a predicted model, not a curated record.